This is a messenger RNA of Cladophialophora yegresii CBS 114405, 945 nucleotides long. RefSeq lists its product as uncharacterized. The record is from RefSeq and is a predicted model, not a curated record. Gene Ontology annotation, biological process: transcription by RNA polymerase I. Bases 1 to 945 code for a protein of 314 amino acids. NCBI's taxonomy places the organism in Eukaryota, Fungi, Ascomycota, Eurotiomycetes, Chaetothyriales, Herpotrichiellaceae. The transcript is spliced from 2 exons.
AUGACUCAAGCUGCGCGCUCCUAUCCUCUCAGUGCUGAGCGGGUGUACGACUCUAGCGAUGAAGACGAAGCCCAGAGCGUCGUGGACCAUGAUGCGUUGACUACCAACCCGAGGACUUCUAACGGCGUCAAAGAUCAUCAUGGGGACGACGACAGCAGCGAUGGAGAGGCUUCCGACAGUGAGGAUGAGAAGACCGCUGAAUCCGAAGACGAGAGCGAGGACGGCCAAAGCGAGCCGGCAAUUGAUUCAGCAGUGACGCCGGCUUCGAGCCAGAAGACACGCUCCUCACCAACCCCAGAACUCGAAGAGACUGCUGCCAAGUCCAUGCAAUCCGGAGCUGCAAUUCCUGCAAAACCAUUCAAGGCACCAAAGGGCUAUGAGCCGAUUGCACUCUCACCGUCCGACACUAGCCCAACAGUGCGCCAAUUUCACGAUUUGUCGGAGAAGGAAGUUUGGCUCAUCGCUGCUCCUGAAGAUGUCCCCGUUGAAUCCAUCAAGGAGUUGGCCGUCGAUGCUGUCAUGCGCGGUCAACCCAUUAUCAACCACAAUGGUAUCGCAUACGGUAUGCAGCCAUUGUCAUCCAAGAACGAAACAGUCUUGCUCCCUCAAGCAGCAGAUGCGCGUUACCAUCAGGCGGAGAAGAACAUUGAGCGUAGCUUCAUCAUGCGGGAAGUCAAUAACCAGGACAAGGUUCCAUCCCAGGAAGACACUCCACAGACCUUCACAGCAACACGACCUGGGAAGCCGAAAGAAAUCCGACAGCAACCUGAAGGAUUGAAGAAGCGAUACACACCUCCCGGAGUUUCUGCACGCACAGCUGCGCAGUCUCAGCAAGACGUCGUGAUGGAUAAUGCACCUGCUCCUGCUCCAGCUGCACGCUCCAAGAAAAGUGCCAAUGGGAAGGAGCCAAAAGAAAAUUCCUCGGGAAAGAGGAAGCGAGGUUAG